Messenger RNA from Leptinotarsa decemlineata (Colorado potato beetle), 3053 nucleotides. RefSeq lists its product as uncharacterized. The record is from RefSeq and is a predicted model, not a curated record. Gene Ontology annotation, cellular component: nucleus. Gene Ontology annotation, biological process: regulation of DNA-templated transcription. Lineage: Eukaryota; Metazoa; Arthropoda; Insecta; Coleoptera; Chrysomelidae. Gene Ontology annotation, molecular function: RNA polymerase II cis-regulatory region sequence-specific DNA binding; zinc ion binding; DNA-binding transcription factor activity, RNA polymerase II-specific.
AGUUUAAUGGAAAAGUAUGUGAAUUUUUAUUUUUAGUUAUUUAUAUUCAUAGCUUUGUUAUUAUGAUAUGAAAACUGUAGUAAUGAGAAGUACCAAUACAUAGUAUAUACGAAAGAUCUAAAUUCCGAGCAGGAAUCUGGUUAUCUGGCGGUAAAGUUUGAAGGCAGGAUAUUUCUUGUCUUAGUGUUGGCGACUCUGAGACGGUAUUUUUUUCAUGUUGUGGUGAGGUGUUUAAUAUGGCGCACAAGUUGACAAAGCUUUGACAGUUUUAUCAUAAGAAAUAUCGUUAAAUACUGUUAUUUAUUUUUCAUGACGAUGUUCACCUUACCCAAUUUUUGUCGCGUGUGUCUGAAGUACGACAAAAAUCUAAUAGAUUUAGGACACAUAGAAAACGAACCCAGCGAAACGCUGAUGAGCAAGCUACAACUCUGUGUAUCAGAAGUGGAAUGGACCGUUUUCAAACCUUUGUUAUGUCAUCCCUGCAUAAAACGACUGAACAUAGCUUACAGCUUCAAAAAACAAUGUGUGCAGUCUGCUGGUGUACUGAAAAAUUACGUCGAACUUGUGAAGGAAUCUCAGAAGAAGGCUGAAUCUCAGAACGCAGUUAAAAGUGAAAACGUAGCCCCCGCGCCUGGUGGGGCCUACAUGCUCCUCCCUAACCAAAAAUACGUCAAAAUUCUAGUUGGUUCACAAAACCAAGUCCCCAAUACCUUUCAGAAUGUGUUUUUAAAUUUAAUUCCGGCGACUACGCUUAAUUCGGUUCCUCCUCCGCCUGUUCCAACGGAAGUGAAGAGUAAAGACACUAACCAAAACGUAUUUCUAAAUCUAAACAAUACCUUUCAAAAGUUCAUACCUGUGCAGCAACCAGUUGAACCUCCUAUCCAGAAGAGAGUCCCAGACCCACCGAACCCAGGAAAUUUGAAUCUCAAUCAGCUCCUAACGGAAACCAAAACAGAAGAACUGAGCGUCGAGAUUGAUCCCACGGUUUUCGGCUUGGAAGAAGAUGAAGAAAGCCACGAGGAGGAGGAGGAGGUCAACGACUAUGACGAGGUCAUCUCGUCGGCCAAAAUUACACUGAAAGACUUUAAAACCAAUGGAGAAAAAACUCCCAACGGCAAAGAAGACCAAAAACACUAUGUUCCUAUACUUCCUAAGAACCAGCAUGAUUUCCUCUCAUCCGGUCAACACUUCCUGUUCAGCUCGACGGAAAAUGCUGGUGCCUUCGUCUGUGAAUCAUGCCAAAAACAGUUCACAACUAAAAAACUGCUGAAGGCCCAUAUCAACCAGUUCCAUCUCGGGAAACUUCCGUUUAAGUGCGAGUAUUGCUACACGGAGUUCGCGACUAGAGCAGAGUAUGACUUGUGCGUGGACGGGCAUCGAUCUGAUAACGAGGCCUUAGAUAAAUCUCUAACUUUGCAGGACUUUGCUAACUCCUCUCAACAGAGCUUGAAUGAUUCUCAGUUAUCGGAGGUGGAAGCAAACGUACAGCCUACAGAAACGGGAGAAUUCGUUUGCGAUGUCUGUGGCAGGCCCUUCAACAGUUCGACUGGUCUACUGAGGCACAAGGUGAGGAAACAUAAUCAGAAAAAUAAGAAGAAAUACUUCAUCAAGGGUAUGAAGAAUGCGAAAUGUGAUAUUUGCAAUAGAGAAUUCUCGACGCAAUCCUACAUGCAGUUGCACAAAAAGUUGCACCUCAGGGACGACAUCGGUUAUAAAUACAAAGUUUUCGGCAAGAGCAAGUACGGGGAGCUUGAUGCCGCCGAUGAAAAGGAAAAGGUUGAAGAGAAAAAGGGGAAGAACGAAACUCAGGACGAUCAACUGGCAGAAAACCUCGACGUCACACCUGAUAUUUUCACUGAAGAAGAUAGGAAAUCUGACGAGGACAGUAACAGUAAGGCAGAGUUGAAUAACCACGUUUUAGACAAGGAUGGCUCGAUAAAAAUGGAAAUUGAUGAGGAGGUCUCCAAUAAUUCAGAGGAUAAUUCUCAGAACGAAGAGAAUUCGAAUCCCGAACACUCCAAUGCCGAAGAUACAAGUGACGAGAAAGGCAUAAAAGAGGACGAGAAAGAUUAGGCAUAGGUAAUUGAAAGUAUGUUCUUGAAAUUCAACAGAUUCCAGCGGAGCUCUCACGCUUGUGUAUGCCGGGAAUGUGCUUCUUGGGAUGAACUGAGCUUUCUCGAAUUUGCAUUUGAAAAAUGCUGCCGAGACAUUGUACAAAGGAUAUAUUAGGAAUGAAAAAUUGUUAUAGUUUAUUGUCGGUUAUUCACUCGAUGAAAAGAUGCCUUGUAUUAUAUUAAUGCAUUCCCAGUUUGUAUUGAAUUGAAUUUUCUUGAUGCUGUGAAUCGAUAUCUUAGUCUUUGAUGGAGUUUCUGGAUGUCCAUCUUCCAGGAAAAUGGUUUUCAUUGCGAAAAAGUGUUGAAUUUUCGAACAUACGAAACUCUCGACUCGAAUUCGCAGAGUUCAUGAAGGAAGAAAUCUGAAAGAGUUUGGUAUGUAGGGAGGGCGUGAGUAGUUCAUUUUUCUCUAUUAGUCGCAACAAUCUUGAUAUUGUAAUUGUUUAAUGAAAAUCAUAUUAUUUGAUUGCACUUAUUGAGUAGACUGUAAUUUAGUUUUAUUAUUAGCUUGCUGCAUCUCUUUUACGGUUAGAUUUAUUUUAAAUACAUUAAGAUUUUAUAUACCUUCAUAGUAAUAAGACAGGUUUAUACAUAUGUAAUGUAUAUAAUUUUUUUGCUUUUUAUCAAUUAUUGUAAAUUCACUUGUGAGCAGAGGACUGUGCGUUUUGGAAUCGACUGACUUCUAGCCUUUACCAUAUCUGCAUCAGGCGGCAACGUUUUUUUUUCUUUGAAAUUUCGACCAGCACGUUGUUGUCUGAUCGGAAAAUCCAUUUUUUCCUAACAUUCUGAUAGCAGUAUUUAUUAAUAUAAUGGUUACUGAAUCUGCGUUAUUUUUUUUGUCAUAUAUCUAGAUAUAUAUGUAACUACAAGUAAACACAAACUAUGAUUCAAUCAGACUUUUGUUUGUGCAGUGAUGAAAUAUACAUAAUUUUUGAGAAA